AUGUUUGACGAAGAGUCUGAGGCUCUUGGCAGUCAGCGCUCAGCGACGCAGAGAACACUAUCUACAAGCUCGCCGUUGGACUCUAGAGCUUUUUCUGAUCGUCGGUACAUUGGAAAUGACGACCUUAUUCAAAGAACCAGGUCCGGCUCUUUGUCAAUGCGCAUCACCCAAGUAGGUGGUGUCAACAGCAUUGAUAACUUUGCUCGGUCGUGGCAAAGGGCCGCUUGCUUCCCAGAGGUAUUUCCUCGACGUGGGUCUUUUACGACAACCGACUCGGACGAUGAAUGGCAACCCUCAAGUGGCAAUUUCAUCAGGCCACAAGGUCCAUUGCAUACUGAUCUAGACCCGACUCUUACACGGCCUUUAUUAAGCGACAAUGGGGCAGCAAGCUCAUACCAAAGAGAUGGUGUAUACAACGCCGGCCAUUUGGAGCCACCUCUAGGCACAUCCUAUGGCACAAUCUCCUCACGGGUGAGCGAGUCAGCUCGGAGACAUGUUAUUGAGUUUCACAAACAGCAACAAGCUCAUACUGAACCUGCGGUCGGUCAUGAUGGCGAACAGCUGCUCGUCAAACAGGUGCAGCACGAGGAUGGCACGAGGGGUAAUGUUGUAGUUGGCCAGUCUACCGUGCCACAGACGGUAUUCAACUCUGUCAACGUGCUAAUUGGUGUUGGCCUAUUGAGUCUGCCGCUGGCGAUGAAGCAUGCAGGAUGGCUACUUGGCCUUCUGUUUCUCCUAUUUGCGGCAUUGACUACGGCCUAUACGGCCAAGAUCCUGGCAAAGUGCCUGGAUGUCGACCAGAGCCUGGUAACAUAUGCUGACCUAGCAUAUAUCAGCUUCGGGCAUCACGCUCGCUUGGUAAUAAGUCUCUUGUUCUGCUUGGAACUUCUUGGGGCAUGCGUUGCACUCGUCGUUCUCUUUGCAGACAGCCUCCAUGUUCUCUUCCCGGGGUUGAGCAUCCCUCAAUGGCAGGUGGUGUGUGGUCUGAUGCUUAUGCCGCUCAGCUUUGUACCUUUGCGACUUUUAAGCGUGACGAGUAUUCUAGGCAUUCUUUCUUGUACAUCCAGUAUGUCUAUCCACCCCUCUCCUUACGACUUAAAUUAA
This is a messenger RNA of Aspergillus calidoustus, 1104 nucleotides long. The record is from the annotation of a GenBank genome assembly. NCBI's taxonomy places the organism in Eukaryota, Fungi, Ascomycota, Eurotiomycetes, Eurotiales, Aspergillaceae.